UUUGGUGUUUUGGUGGAAAAACUUUCUCAGUCAAUUCAGGUUUUCUAAAGUUUGUCUUUUCAAUGUUUUUUUGAGAAAAUUAGAAAAUAACUUGGUUAAUUUCAUUUUCCAUUGAUAAAUACAAACCAAAACUAAGAAAGGACGAUGGCGGACCAAAGUAAAGGUCGUGGACGGGGCUUGGCCUUAUUGAAGGACCUAAAGAAGUCUCUAGCGGAUGCACAGUCAUCUUCAGGCGAACCCUCUGCAAAGGAGUUCCCUGGUCCAAGUAUACCUCCAAGUGUGCCCCCAAAUUGGCCUCAAAGUGUUGUAAGUGGUGCUGCAAGUAUGCCUGCCACAAUCAUCGGUGGCAGAGGAAGGGCUGCAGCUAUGAUGCUGUCCAAAAUGCAUCAGCAAACUAAAGAUGUGCAGUUCUCUCCGGCAUCAGAUGUCAGCCCUUCAGUACCAACAGUUGGAGCAGGCAGAGGCAUCAAGUUAUUGCAGAAUUUGAAAGCUCAAAUGGCGCAAAGUCAGCCACACGUGGGUGGUGCAGAAGUUAAACAAAUAACAGAGAAGAUGGCGGAGAGUACAAUAUCAUCAGUUCAAUCAUCAACCAUACCCAAGAAUAAAUAUUUUAGAGAGAUUAAAGAAACACCCCCUGUUGUAAGAAAAGGUGAAUCAGGAACACCAUGUGAAGUGACAGCGAACUUUAUCCGUCUUAAUUUUGAAGAGGAUCAUGUAUUUGAGUAUGAAGUGAGAUACAAUCCCGAGCAAGAUUAUAAAAAUCUAUGUUUCAAACUUCUGAAUGAACACAGUCAAUAUUUCAAAACUAAAACAUUUGAUGGCACCACAUUAUAUGUGCCUCAUAUGCUACCAGAAGAAGCCAUGAAUUUAGUGUCAACAAACCCUUAUGAUAACACCAAAGUUCAAGUUAUAAUAAGUUUUCGUCGAACUCGUCGUCUGAGUGAAAUGAUACAUAUAUACAAUGUAUUGUUCAAACAAAUAAUGAAGGAUUUGCAACUGGUGCGCUUCGGACGACAGUAUUUCAAUGAGCAUAGUGCUAUACAAAUACCACAACAUAAACUUGAAGUAUGGCCCGGAUAUGUAACAGCGGUGGAUGAAUACGAAGGAGGUCUUAUGUUGACACUGGACUCUACACAUAGAGUACUACGGACACAAUCAGUACUGUCACUUAUAAAAGAGACAGUCCAGUGCGAAGGUGCUAACUGGAAGCGAGCAAUGACAGAUAAACUCAUCGGCAGCUCUGUUAUGACUACAUAUAAUAAAAAAUUGUUUCGAAUUGAUAGUAUAGAUGAUUCAAUGACACCACGAUCGACAUUCGAAAAGUUAGAAAAUGGACAACCGGUGCAAAUCUCAUUUAUUGAUUAUUAUAAGAAAAAUUAUGGAAUCGAUAUCAUGGAUUGGGAACAACCACUUCUUAUAUCAAGAGACACAAAGCGGUUGCCCGGGUCAGAGAAAGCGACAGACUUCAUGAUCUGUCUGGUGCCGGAGCUGUGCCAGCUGACAGGACUGACGGAUGACCAGCGCAGCAACUUCCGCCUCAUGAAGGAUGUCGCCACUUACACACGGAUCACUCCCAACCAACGACAUGCUGCAUUUAAAAAGUACAUACAAAACGUGAUGUCAAAUGAGACUGCAAAGAGCCGAUUAACCAGUUGGGGGCUGAGUAUAGCACCGGAGACUGUAGACAUCACAGCCAGGACUUUGCCUCCGGAGCCGCUUUACUUCGGCAACAAUGUCAAAGUCCCCGGCAAGGAUAAUGCUGAUUGGAACGGAGAUGUUUCUAGAAAUGCAGUGAUGCAAGCUGUUGAUAUACUACGAUGGGUUGUGCUAUUUACUGACAGAGAUAAAAAUGUUACUAAUGAUUUCAUAGACACAUUGAAGCGUUGUUGUCGUCCUAUGGGUAUCAACGUAUCCGCGCCCGAAAUGAUACGUCUACCCAAUGAUCGCACGGAUUCCUACAUAGCGGCUCUCAGGAAGUUCUCCAUAGCCAAUCUGCAGCUGGUCGUAGCUAUCUGUCCCACCAUACGAGACGACAGAUACUCCGCUAUCAAGAAAAUAUGCUGUGUUGAUAAUCCUGUUCCUUCACAAGUGAUCAACGCUCGUACAAUAAUGAACAGUCAAAAGAUCCGUUCUAUAACUCAGAAGAUUUUGCUUCAAAUGAACUGCAAACUGGGAGGUACAUUGUGGAACAUCAGCAUACCCUUGAAGUCGGCCAUGAUCAUAGGCAUCGACUCUUACCAUGAUGCCAGUAGGAAAAAGAAAAGCGUUUGCGCAUUCAUAGCAUCUUAUAAUCAAACGAUGACACACUGGUACUCCAAAGUGGUGUUACAAGAGAGAGGGCAGGAGAUUGUCGACAGUCUCAAAUCCUGCUUUGUUGAUGCAUUGAAACAUUAUCUACGAGUCAAUGGCAGAUUACCUGACAGAAUUAUUAUUUACAGAGAUGGCGUUGGCGAUGGCCAGCUAAAACUCCUCCAAGAUUACGAGAUUCCUCAGAUGCAGAUCUGCUUCUCAAUCCUGGGCACUGCGUACAAACCUUCGCUCACAUACGUCGUGGUACAGAAACGUAUCAACACGAGAAUAUUCAUGAAGACACGCAAUGGCUUCGAAAAUCCAUUCCCCGGGACUGUUCUUGAUCAUUGUGUCACGCGACGAGACUGGUACGAUUUCCUGAUCGCAUCGCAGAAAGUGAACCAAGGUACAGUGACGCCGACACACUACGUGGUGAUCCAUGACGACAGCGGCAUGACAGCGGACCAGUGCCAGCGGCUGACCUACAAAAUGUGCCACCUGUACUACAACUGGCCCGGCACAGUGCGCGUGCCAGCGCCCUGCCAGUACGCGCACAAGCUCGCGUACCUUGUCGGGCAGAAUAUAAACCAGCUGCCGUCCGACGCUCUCACCGAUAAGUUGUUCUUCUUGUAGAUUGUAGAUUGCACUUUUGUUACUGACUGUCCACAUUGCUUCUACGUACAACUACGUACACAAGUACAGUUAGUAAGAAUAUAACUUUGAACUUAUACCAGCAAACGUUAACGCUCAUCGAUAGGUUUUUCUUAUUGUAGAUUUCACUUUUGUAUCUGAUUGUCCACAAUGUCCUCGAAGGCCAAGUACAGUUAGGGAGAAUAUGGCUUUGAACAUAAAUCAGAUGAUUUGACUUAAUGUAAAUUGCAUUAAUGUCUUUGACUGUCCGCUAUGUAUCUACCUCGAAGUCACAAGUACAUACGUUGGAUAAGUUGUUUUCAUAUACUAGUUUUUUCCCGUGAAUUAGUCUGCGCGGAUUUAAAAAUAACUUAAUUAGUAGCCUAUGUGU
This is a messenger RNA of Papilio xuthus (Asian swallowtail), 3310 nucleotides long. RefSeq names its product Argonaute 3 (gene AGO3). NCBI's taxonomy places the organism in Eukaryota, Metazoa, Arthropoda, Insecta, Lepidoptera, Papilionidae. The record is from RefSeq and is a predicted model, not a curated record. The transcript is spliced from 17 exons. Gene Ontology annotation, molecular function: protein binding; RNA binding. The coding region runs from base 145 to 2922 and encodes 925 amino acids.